UGAGGCAGCGCAGAGGACUCGGGUGUUUCCGUCGCGGCUCGGCUUCUGGCAGUGAACCGCUGUGGAUGUGGGAAUGCGGUUGCCCGAGGCAGCAGCGGGCAUUGCUGGACACUCGGCGGAGAUGUGCGCACAGAAACAGGAGCCCUCAGCGGUUGGCUGUCGUCCAAGUUAAGGGGCUGUUUUUGGGGGAUGUGGGUGGGGAGCCCUGGAUGGCUGGGUGUCGCUCGGAACAGAUCGAGCUGCUGGGUUGUUUUUCCCCCUCACAUUUUUCUUGGGAUUUUCUAUCUUGCAAAGGGAGAGAGGGAAUGAGACAGAAAGCAAGGAUUCCCCAGCAGCACUAUGGAGCCACGCAUUGCAGGCAGCUGUAGAAGGUGACGGUGACAUAAAAUGAAAGCAUCUGACCCUCAGCUGUAAACUCUGACCUGCUGCUGCUGCUGCUGCUCAUUUGAGUGACGAUAUCUACCAACAGAUCUGCAAAUGUUUCCAAAUUGUGGAGUUUGUGAAGUCAACAACAGCAGCAUCAUGUUCUACGGCUCUUCCUCUGGGGCUAGUAUGUCCCUCCCCUCCAAGAGCCGCCUAAAACGCCAGAGCAGGACCUUCACACAGGUCCUCUACCGCACUCUGAGUUACAGAGACCGGGUCCCUGUAGAAACUGGAACAAACACUCGUGGGGACCGGCGGUCAACGACUGAACCCCCAGAGCGGCCAGCAGAUGAUCCAGCUGAGCUCUCCACACAGAGCUCGGCCCCCGGAGUGCUGAAGAUUUUUGGAGAUGAAAUUUGUGCCGGUGCCAACUACAAGAGCGUCCUGGCCACGCCGCGCUCCAGUGCUCAGGAACUGGUCAAAGAGGCUCUCGAGCGAUACUCGCUCAACAAGAAUGCUGCCCACUCUUACGUCCUGUGUGACGUGAUUGGACGUUUUGAGGGGCUAGAUGGGAUCGGAGGAGUGGGAUGGCGAACUGAGUGUUUGCGUGCGCUGGGGGACAAUGAAAAGCCGCUGUUGCUCCAAGAGCUGUGGAAACCUCGAGAAGGACACGCUCGCAGAUUUGAGCUGCGAAGGAGAGCAGAGGUGGAGGAACUCAACGCCAAGGAAAAGGAUACCAUCACUGCUGACAUUAAUGCUCAGGCUCGUAAGCUCCAGAGGAACAGGGCGAAAGGGACACUGACCCUGCCCCGGUCCAGCAACUCAUCCUUCUGCCGCAGCCUCAGCGAGACCAGCCUCAACCAGCUGGGAAUAGGGGACGAACCAAAGCGCUAUUACUCCACUCUGCCAGGACCCUUAAGGGCACGAGAACGUGAGGCAGCCUCAGGCUGCAGGAGGAAAGAGGAGAGCAGUCAGGGAGGAGGGGUGAGGCACUCGCUGUACCAGUCUCCACACCUCCUGCUGCUACAGGGAUACAAUCGACAGGACUGUUUGGUGUACCUGCUGAACAGAGAGCAGCACACAGUUGGUCAGGAGACCCCGUCAGCUCGCCCCAACAUCUGCCUUUUUUCUCCCGACAUCCUGCCCCUCCACUGCCGCCUGCGCCGAGUCCCCGCACCCCGCCGUCAUGCCAACAACAACAAAGGAGAAGAGGAGAGCCAGCGGUUUUGUGUCGCCGUUGAGCCAGUUCUCCAUGCCACGGUUCUAGUGAACUUCUCCCGCUGCGAGCGCUCCACCACGCUGCGACACGGUGACCUCCUAUCCUUCGGAGCGCAUUACAUCUUUCUGUAUAAGGACCCAACGGGCGCUAAGCCUCUUCCUGCUCAGACCCUGGCACGCCUCCGCUCCCUGGGGCAGCUGUACGACAUUGGGGCGGAGGAGGGAGAGAGCGGGGCUCAGACUUGUAAGAUGUGUGGUUCUGUGCUGAAAGACAGAGCAGCCCAGGUGUCGAGUGUUCCAGCAGUAAGACGCAGCUUCAAACCUCACCUGGUGAAACCUCGCAGCGGGGGGACGGCAGCAGCAGGGCCCCUGAGUUUGUCGGGAGGGGAGGGUGGAGGUGGAGGAGGAGGAGGAGGAGGAGGAGGAGGAGGAGGAGGAGGAGGAGGAGGAGGAGGAGGAAGAGGAGGUCAGAAAAGAAGGCUACAGCUUGACUUUGAUCAAACCCAUGAAGACCAGUUGUUGAACCGGAUUGUGUCUCUCAUCGAACCAGGAGGGGACGACCAUAAGCUGACGCCUGCCUACCUGCUGUGUCUGUGUAUUCAACACUCUGCCUCGGCCUUCCCACCUGGGAAUUUUGGAAAGCUGCUGCUCAAGAUUGUUCGACGAAUCCAGACCAUUGCAUGGGAGAAGACAAAGGAGCUGGCUCAGAAGCAAGCUCAGCAUAGCCAGGACCCGGCCUCCUUGUCUCUGCUCAGUAUCUCAGACUUGAUCCCGGACCUGCAGACCAUCUUCUUCUGGAUGUCCAACUCCAUUGAGAUCCUCUACUUCAUACAGCAAAGAGCCCCAGCGUACACACACAGUAUAGAAACAUUGCAAGGGUCGAAGGAGUCAUUGCUAUCGGCGACCAUAUCAGCCAAUGAGGAGGCAAUGACCAUCUUGGAAGAAGUGAUCAUGUACACUUUCCAGCAGUGUGUCUACUAUAUCACCAAGGCUCUGUAUGUAGUGUUACCGGGUCUGUUGGACUGUAAUCCAUUCCCGGUUGACAGCUCUGAGCCCUGCUGGAAAGGAGGUGUCGGGUUUCCUGAACCUGUUCGCAGGGUGCUGCAGGUGUUUCAGAAUGCUCAGGAGCUUCUGCAGAACUAUCAGGUCCACCCAGAGAUCCAGGCUCAGAUGUUUGCUUACCUCUUCUUCUUCUCCAAUGUGUCACUUUUUAACCAGCUGAUGGACAAAGGUCCAACUCGAGGCUGGUUCCAGCGCUCCAAGGUGCUGCAGAUUCAGGCGUGUUUGCGGAUGGUCAUGGAGUGGGCGAAGAAGUCCGGUCUGGGACAUCUGUCUGAUAAAUUCUUCACCAAACUCAACAGCACUGUGUCCAUACUGACCACCCCCCCACAGCAGCUCACACAGUCAAGUUGGCGAGCUUUGUCCAGCGAGCACCCGGCUCUGAAACCGGUCCAGCUGCACAGGAUCCUCACCCAGUACCAGCUCACAGCUGAGUUAGGCCCUGUCCCAACAUGGCAGCCCAGCAGUGAGGACGAGGCGUACAUAUAUAGAACAGUGGACCUCCUGGAGAGCUUUGAGAACCAUCCCCCAAUAGUGCUGCCCAGCGCUGGCUUCAGAGUGGACCUGGACAGCGAGUGUAUAGAGGACAGCAUCUACAGACAGCUGCUCUACAUCCGACACUACCUGUGGGGGCUCCGCACCAAGUCCCAAACACACACCAACUCUUCCGGCGUGCACACACACUCCAACGGCACCAACACAGCUGACUGGCCAGACGUCCAGAGAGAGAUGUUGCCUCCGGCCCACAGCAGCCCCCGCUCAGGGGCUCCUGGGGACGAGGUGACGGCAGACACGGGAGAGGAGAGAGGACGGGACAGACCCCCAGGCCAAUCACACACACACAGCCUCCGGAGAAAUGGCACCCUCCACCACCCUCGGACUGUAAAUCCCGACCCGUCCUGCCUCCUGACCCCCCCAAACACCCCGCUGUAUCCAGAGGGAGGAGGAGGAGGGGGGACCGGACAGAUCAUAGGCCCCAACACCCAGAUUAACGGCUGUGCAAGAGGAACUUUGGCAGAAUGUAAAAAGAGCAACGGACUCAUCACCAACGGACUGGAGGUGGAGCUGGAUAAAGGACCCUACGGACUGGGAAUGGGACUCAUAGAUGGCCUGCACACCCCUCUCAAUGCUCCAGGCAUCUACAUCCGGACUCUGAUCCCUGACGGACCUGCUGCCUCUGACGGCAGGCUGAGGAUUGGAGACCGCAUCCUGGCUGUGAAUGGGACCAGUCUGAUCGGAGCAGACUACCAGAGCGCUGUGGAUCUGAUUCGUCUGGGAGGAGGUCGCCUACGCUUCCUGGUGGCCAAGUCCGACCCUGAAGUCUCAGAGAAGAUCAGCGCCUCCUCCUGCUGACCUCCUCGAAGAAGUGCACAACACACACGCAGAAAGACUGAGGAGAGAGGACAGCAGGACGAUGAGGGGCAAAGAUGUGUGCUUAUCAACAGGGUACACACUCACACAAACACACACACACACACACCGUACAGACAGGGCAUGAAAUAUGAAUGUGAAACCCAGCAACAGCACAAAGCUAAGCAAUCAAACUGGAGGUGACGCUCCACGACUCCUCUCCAGCUGCCAGACCUGCUCCCCUCACGCUGACUCCUACUGGGUUUGUGUGACAGACAGAAUCAGUAACCCACAGCGACAUCAAAGGAAUGUGCUGCGAGGAAAAGUUGCCUAAUUAAUCAGCGAGCUCUCCCCGGCCAGUAAGCAUUUUGCUGUGGUUUAAAAGCACAGUAGAUUGUAGAGUUUUAAUGUCUCCUCUGCGUCGGACGUCGGAGUAUCUGCGCACACUGGACUUUUUUCCAAACAUUUUUAGAAGAAUUUGUAUUUGUGAAUCGGACAUUAAGUAGCAUGAUUAAACGGCCACCCUGCUCUCAGACAGAGAGAACUCCGGAUGAACUUUACAACUCUAAAAGCAUUUGCAGACAAAGAAAACAGCCUCAGUGAUCCUUGAUGUCUAACACACAAAGUGAGUGCUUUCAGAGUGGAAUGUUUUAUAAACCCGUUUGUUAGCACGACCUCCGUCUGCUCCACAGACUCUACACCACUGUAUGAAUGUUGACUUCUGUAAUUCAGAGUGGCAGAAAAGGCAGAGGGAUCAAACUCCAGGAUGUGAACACAUACAGCCCAGCUCUGCCAUUUCACACUCACACCUCAUCCCUGGGCGUCACCUCUGCUGCAGAAGAGAUGAGACUCUCACAUCGUACACUCCCAGGAGAAGUGGGACUUUAUUUAUUGAUCAUCCAGGCGACAUGCUUCACUCCAGAGUUCCUGAUGCUCAGUCCUGGUGUGUGUAUAAACCACUCUUUCCUUGUGAAUAUAUGCUGUAUGUGUCAGGGUAUAAGGUGUAAAUAGUGUUUUGUAAAUAUUUAACACUUGGUCUUAAACUGUUUGGACAUUCAAAAGAGAAACUGCAUUUGGGGGAACUGCUCAAACCUUUUAAACCCACUGAUGGUUAAAAAGAAACAGUGUUGUCUGGAAUGACAGAGAUAGCUAUGGAUUUAGAUUUCUUAAUCAUAUUUAUUUGUUUCAAGCCCAAUCAGUAGGAUACAACGUGAGCACUGAAGAACUGCAUAUUACUGUUCACUCAAAUUACAAAAAUCUUUAAUAUUUGACUUAUGGAUGCACGAUAUUGGAUCUUUUGCCGAUAUCCAAUGUGCCGGUAUUUUACAACUCAUUUAGCCAAUUACCGAUAUUUUUUUCCGAUCAUCAAUCAUCAAUUCUUUUCUGUAUUGGAAUUAUCUUAGUGUUAUGGUGAUACUCUUAUCAUGUUUAUUAUGUAAUAUUCAUUUCUUGAUAAGAAAAAAUACUUCAUACUUAAAACUGCAUAUUUAUUUAUGACAAUUGCUUUCAAACAAAAUUCAUACAUAAAGAUACAUCCUACUUAAAACUUGGAUGAUGCUCUCCCUGAGACAAUCAUAACAAGACCCACAACCAGGGCCAAUUUGGCCAAUUUCACAUUUGACAUAGUAAGUAAACCUAACCUCUGUUCACAGGGAACAUGUGAAAAGUGCAACUGUACAGCAAUUAAACCCAAAUUAAAUAAAAUGUUUACUCUUUGACUGUAAAUGUGCCUAAAUUAGUCAGCUACAUGUACCUUACAGACUAGGGGUGAGUAUUGCCAAGAACCUUACAAUACGUAUCACGAUAGUUGGGUCACAAUACGAUAGUAUCACGAUAUCACAAUAUCACAAUAUUGUGAUAUUGUGAUAUUCUACACAGUAAACUAAGAAAAAAUAGAGAUGGUGUAAAUAUAAAUCAUACAAUAUUACUCAAAAUUGAAAGGACAAAUUAAGUCAAAACUAUUUGAUUGAAAACAACUUUUCCACUUUAUUGUUUUUGAAAUACUGAAUUUGUAUUUUAGUUCCAACUUGGCUAAAAUGUGAAUUUUUAUUAUUACAAAAAUAUCAAUAUUAAGAGUUGAAAUAUCGAUAUCCUAUUGGAGAUCAAAGUAUCGCGAUAUUUUGCUGUACUGAUAUUUUUUCACACCUAUUACAGACUGCUGCUUAAAUUUAACUUAAAACAUGAGCCCAUCAUGUGUGCAGCAGCCCAUUAUUUUAUCGGUUAAUUAUAUCGGUGGAUAUCGGCGUGUUGGCCGAUAUCCGAUAGUUAAUUUGAAAGCCAACAUAUGCCGAUAAUAUCGUGCAUCCCUAAUUUGACUCAGUGACUUACAGCCAUGCGUCCAGUUCUUUAAUAUGCUUGUCAUGGCUUUCCAGAUCUUGUCCAGUAAAGUAUUUUGAAGUGGCGUUUUAUUUCUGGCGUUGACGAAUCAUGAUGACACAUUUACCUGCACUUUUUUCCCCAGACAGUCAUAGCUGCUCUGUAUAAUCUACAAACCUCACUGUAGUUCUUUAUGACUGUUUCUCUCAUGUUAAUUUAUUCCAGUGAAGACUGUUCUCUGCGAAGUCGUUGGAUUAUCCAGAGUAGCAGCACUGAGCCUGAAGAUGAUGCUGAUUAACUGUCUUGGAGGGUAUUUUUGCUGAGCACAAAAUUAAAUCCUUUGACCUCCAUUGUAAUGAAGACGAAGCAGACAUCCCAAAGUCAUUUUUAAAACAUGUAAACCAAAACGGUUUGGCUACAUACCCAUACACAAUUUAACUGUAUGGACUAUGUGUUGAGCUAGAACAAUAACUGCUCACCUUUUGCAAAGGUCUAGGUCACUACAAGUGAAAGAGUGCCAUGCUUAGUCAGGUUUCUGCUGCUCUGACCUCCGCUCCACACAGUUCCCCUGAGACUCCCUCAAUCACACAGUCAGGAGCUGUGACCCUCCGCCCUCCGCACAGCUGGAGGUUGAGAUGUUCAAUGCCUCUGCUGUCACACAGGGGAACUGAACGCAGGGCGAUCCUUUUUAAUGCCUACAAGGGAUGCAGCUGUAAUGACUUUGAAUUUAAAAUAAAAUGUUUGUCAGAAAUGUAAGAAAAAUGUGGAAAAACUCCCAAAGACUAAAUCAGAUGUGUAUAAAAAAAUGCAACCCUUAAAAUGUACUUUGAAGAUGUUUUUCCUCAAAUUUAGAUCAAAAUGAUCAACUCAUUUUUGCAGCACUUCCAUUGAUGAUUGUACUUCUUUUCUUUUAUUGUUUACAACAUUGUAAAAGUUCUGGACAAACAGUUUCUUUUUUUCCAUCAGAUUUGUUUUCCUCUAAUCAUUUCUGCGCAGUAACAGUUUAUUGUUGUGCAUUUGAAGGUUUGUAUGACAUUUAUCUGAUGCAUGUCUAUUCUUUGCUCAUUAUUUAUACUGCUAAAAACAGACGGUACUUAAGAAUAAAGAUUGUUGGAUACUUGCA
Notolabrus celidotus (New Zealand spotty) is the source of this 7429-nucleotide messenger RNA. RefSeq names its product Ras association and DIL domains (gene radil). Gene Ontology annotation, cellular component: microtubule. NCBI's taxonomy places the organism in Eukaryota, Metazoa, Chordata, Actinopteri, Labriformes, Labridae. Gene Ontology annotation, biological process: substrate adhesion-dependent cell spreading; neural crest cell migration; signal transduction. The record is from RefSeq and is a predicted model, not a curated record. Gene Ontology annotation, molecular function: GTPase binding. The transcript has 21 exons. Bases 478 to 3993 code for a protein of 1171 amino acids.